CCUCAAACGCAUGCGACAUGAUUCGGACGAGUCGGAGGCGUCUACAUCCGCUGUGGACGAGGACAGUGGCGUAUCGAGUGGAGGUGAAGAAGAGGGUGAGGACAGCGAUGCAGAAGAACGCUCUGUGCAUGGUUUCGGGAUAGAUGAAGAUGACUCUUCAAACUCUUUGUCAAGGUUCUCCAAGCCGGCGCGACCAACACUGUCUGCACCCUCUCAGAACGCAGCGCACCUCCCAACAUCGUUCGCCUCCCUCGGAGUCUCUUCCGCAUUGCAACAUGCACUCGCGCAGAUGUCCAUCCGCACGCCGACGGAGAUCCAAGCCGCCUGCAUAGCUCCUCUCUUAGAAGGUAGGGACUGCAUAGGAAACGCCAAGACCGGCUCGGGGAAAACAAUAGCAUUCGCGUUGCCCAUCCUGCAAAAGCUCUCACUGGACCCGUACGGUAUCUAUGCCCUCGUCCUGACCCCCACCCGUGAGCUCGCGUUCCAGAUUUCCGAGCAGUUCGCCGUAUUGGGGGCUUCGCUGAAUUUGAGAACGGCGGUCGUGGUGGGCGGGAUGGACACGAUCGCACAGGCGCUGGAGCUGAAGAACCACCCGCACGUCGUCGUCGCGACCCCCGGGCGGAUCGUCGACCUGCUCGAGUCGAAUAGCGGGGAGUGGAAUUUAUCCCGCAUCAAGUUCCUCGUUCUCGACGAAGCGGAUCGCCUCCUAACGCCCACGUUCGCGCCGGAGCUGUCGUACCUGUUCAAAGUCCUCCCGUCGGAACGGCAGACGUGUCUGUUCACCGCUACGUGGACGGCUGCUGUGGAGAAGCUCGCGGAAGCGCCCCCGAGGCCGGGCAAGCGCAAGCCGUUUGUCCACCGCAUUACUGCGCCGGUCGAGACUGUGGAGACAUUAAAGCAGUUCUACAUCCUCGUCCCCUCGCACGUCCGCGAGUCCUACCUCUACGACCUCCUCUGCCAUCCCCCAGAGUCGAUCGCGCACAUGCGCCGCGCCGCGCCGGACCCCACGCCCGCCGCAAAAAAGGGCAAACGCAAAAAGGCCGCGAAAGACGACGAGCCCGACACGCCGCAACAGCCCCCGCCGACGAUCAUCUUCUGCAACAAGCCGCGCACCGCGGCGUACCUCACCUCCCUGCUGCGCACGCUCGGGCUGCGCGCGACCGCGCUGCACUCGCGGCUGACGCAGCGCGAGCGGCUGAACUCCCUGGGCUUGUUCCGCGCGUACGUCGUGCCGGUGCUGGUGAGCACGGACGUGGGCGCGCGCGGGCUCGAUAUUGCGGACGUGGCGAUGGUGGUGAACUGGGAUAUGCCGGUGGAGAGCGAGGAGUACACGCACCGCGUGGGGCGGACGGCGCGUGCGGGCCGCGGGGGGUUGGCGGUGAGUUUCGUGACGGAGCGGGACGAGGAGCGGGUGUUGAAGGUGGAGGAGCGGAUUAAGACGAAGCUGGAGGAGAUUGUGUUGCCGGAGAGUCGGGUGUUGGAGAAGCUGAACGCUGUUUCUACGGCGAAGCGGAUGGCGAAUAUGGAACUGCACGACACGAAUUUUGGCCGGAGGGAGCAAAUACACAAGAUGAAGCGAACCAACUAGGCUGUGUACGUAGAGCAUCGCAUGGACGGAUACGAAAGGUCAAUAGAAUACCAGACGGAUUAGUACAC
Gloeophyllum trabeum ATCC 11539 is the source of this 1656-nucleotide messenger RNA. RefSeq names its product DEAD-domain-containing protein. NCBI's taxonomy places the organism in Eukaryota, Fungi, Basidiomycota, Agaricomycetes, Gloeophyllales, Gloeophyllaceae. Gene Ontology annotation, molecular function: ATP binding; RNA helicase activity; nucleic acid binding. The record is from RefSeq and is a predicted model, not a curated record. Bases 11 to 1588 code for a protein of 525 amino acids. The transcript has 8 exons.